Marasmius oreades (fairy-ring Marasmius) is the source of this 609-nucleotide messenger RNA. RefSeq lists its product as uncharacterized. The transcript is spliced from 4 exons. The coding region runs from base 1 to 609 and encodes 202 amino acids. The record is from RefSeq and is a predicted model, not a curated record. NCBI's taxonomy places the organism in Eukaryota, Fungi, Basidiomycota, Agaricomycetes, Agaricales, Marasmiaceae.
AUGCGACUCUCAUACCUCGUUCUACUGCCUCUUCUUUCUCUUGUGCUUGCACAGGAUACGGAUAGAAGACAAGUCGAAAGAGCGUUCGACGCAGCCAACAUUCCUCAAGACUUGAACAUCAAAUUUGAAGCUGAAGUGUUGCUUGAGGUCUCCUUGCCACAGACGGGCGGGACUUCCAUCACCUUACACGCAGGCGUUCAACUCCCACGCAACGCUACCGCCGGUCCUCCCUCGUUUGCGGUGAGGGGAGAUGUUGCUGGGCGAGGUCCUUUCGUAGUAGCAACAGUCGACCCCGACGCACCUACCCCACAGAACCCCACUAGUGCCCAGAUUCGCCACUUCCUGGGAGGAAACUUCGUUAACGUUGGUGGAAACCUCCGAAAUAAUACACCUGCCAUCACGCAAUUCCGCCAGCCAACCCCGCCAGCAGGUUCCGACGCUCAUAGAUACAUCUUUCUCCUCUUCCGUCAGUCACCGCAAUUUAAUUCGCAGACAGAAGUCAACUCGACUUCAUCUACAUCGUUGUUCGACAUCGCCAAGUUCGCUGCUGACACGGGUCUUGGAAGUCCUAUCGGUGGUACAUUUAUGUUGGUUGCUCCCGAUGCUUGA